Molecule: messenger RNA, 1101 nt
Organism: Saprolegnia parasitica CBS 223.65
Lineage: Eukaryota; Oomycota; Saprolegniomycetes; Saprolegniales; Saprolegniaceae
Exons: 3
Coding region: 1-1101 (366 amino acids)
Source: RefSeq, a predicted model, not a curated record
AUGACACAGCGGUCGCAGACUGCAACGUCGGCCUUGGACGUGGACGGAAUCGUCGAUGCCAUCGUGCACUCCGCGCCGGCGCCCAGCGACAUUAUCAACUUCCUUGGCGCCCUCCCGGCAGACGCGCGGUCGCCAGCGGUUAGCGCGGUCCUCGGCCUCUUAAACCACCCGCGCGGCUUGCAGCACUGGCCGGUCGCCCAUCUCGAUGACGCGUGCAUCGACAAGUGGGAUCUCGUCGGUCCUGCGAUGCCCGCCUUGCGCUCGGUCUCGAUCGCGAACGUACCGACGCGCGCGCGCUGGUUGCAGUUUUGCGAGCACGUGGCCCAUUGCCUGUUCAAGAUCCUCGUGCGGCGGGCGACCGUGGAACCACUCGCUCCAGGCCUCACAAAGGACGAGGUCGCCCACGGUCUGCGGCUGUGUACGUCUCUCCGCGACGUGGGGUUCUCAUCCGACGCUUCGCUGCUCUCGGCGGUCCCGACGCAAGCGCACCAUGUUCGCCAGCUCAAGCUCACAAACGUGGCGCGCCUGCCGACGGACGCCUUGAUGCAGUGGCUCGGGUCGGGUUGUGCUGAAGCCUUGAUCUUGCGCAUCCUCACGGUCACGGGGUUCAACGAGGGGUUCAACGCACUUGUGCAGCGCUUCGUUGAUGGGCGUCUCCCACUGCGCCAGCUCUCGGUGCUCGAGAUCACGUUCCGGAACGCGAUGAGCCCGCGCACGCUGCUUGCAUCGCUCGACCUGUUCAAGAUGGUCACGCUGCACCUCCAAGGCAACCUCAGCUGCGUCGUCGGGGCGCUUUCUGGCACGCCGGUCCUUGAUGAGCUCAACUUUCAGCGCACCGCUCUCUCGAACGCGAUGGACAUGCAACCAGUGGUGCGGGGUCCGUCUGCUGUGCGCCGCGUUCGCUUCCACCGCCGCAGUGUCUCGGAUGCGGGCUUUGACGCGAUGCUUCACAUCAUCUUGCGCCUCGAAAGCAUCGAGUCGACUACGCACUGGGCCAAGGACAUUCAAGACGAUGCCGUGCUGCGCGCGAUGACGACGUUGGGUCACGUGACAGUCACCAAGGGCCUUUCCAGCCCGCGCUUGGCCUCGCCGCGCCGCUAG